AUGGUACACUAUCUCUCUUUCAUCGUAGGGUUUUGUUUGAUACUUUCGAUUGAAACAACAAUAGGACCUGGUAGUCGUAAAUCACCAGCCCGUCCGACAGAAAAAGUGACAUCAACACCAUCUCCAUCUGUUCAACCGUCUCCUCCACCUUCAACAUACGAAUCAUUACCACCGACAAAAACUAAUGUCUUAAAACGUAAUCUUGUCGAAGAAAAUAUUAAUUCUCAAUCAAUUCUUGAAAAUCAUCAAUCAUAUUGUUCAACAUGUUUAGAAACACGAGAAUUUAAUAAUCCAACACUUGUUUAUAUAACACCAUGGAAUUCUCAUGGUUAUGAUAUAGCAAAAACAUUUGCAAAAAAAUUUGAUUAUAUUUCACCAGUUUGGCUUCGUAUAAAACGAACAGGUUUUGAAAAAUAUACUUUUGAAGGUAUACAUGAUAUUGAUAAGAAAUGGAUUGAAACAUUAAAAGAAAAAAAUUCUAAUGUACAUAUUGUACCACGUGUUACAUUUGAAAAUUGGUCUGUUGAUGAUAUACAUGCAUUAUUUCAAUCAGAAAAUGAAAAACAACAAUUAGCAUCAACAUUUGCAAAAUUUCUUGAUGAAUAUACAAAUUUAUUUGAUGGUUAUGUACUUGAAAUACUUGUACAAUUUCGUGGUGCAUCAAAACCAACACUUAAUCAUAUAAUUAGUGAUAUUGCUGAACGUGUACAUCAAUUAGAUAGUCAAGGAAAAAAGAAAGAAAUUAUUUUAGCUGUACCACCAUAUGAAGAAUUAUUUGAUAAUAAUGAUUUUGAAAUGUUAUAUGAACAUUUAGAUGGAUUUAGUAUUAUGACAUAUGAUUUUCCUAAUAGAGAACCAGGACCAGUUGCACCAUUAGAAUGGGUCAAAAUGACAAUGGAAAAAUUUUCCAUGCCGGAAAGUGAAAAUCCAAUUAAAGUAUUUCUUGGUCUUAAUUUUUAUGGAUAUCGUUAUGAUCGAGUUGAUUCACCAACAAAAAAAGAUCAACAACAAUAUGGAAUGAAACCUAUUAUUGGUCGAGAUUAUGUUGAAUUUCUUCGAAAAUCUCAUCCUAAAUCAAUGAUUAUUUAUGAUCCUCGUACACAUGAACAUGCUACUGUUAUACAUGGUCGUCCAACAAAACAACAACAAAAUCCAUUACCUGAAACAAUUAUUUUUUAUCCAAGUUUAAAAUCAAUUUAUAAACGAUUAGAAUUAGCAACUCAACUCAAUGUUGGUAUUGCUAUUUGGGAUGGUGGUCAAGGACAAUUUAUUGAUACAUUCUGGCGAAAAUCAUUCAUUGGUGAUUUACGUCGAGCUAGAAAAAUAUCUGAAGAUGAUACUCAAUGGACUAUAAUAUAUAAUGGCAAAACUCAUAAAUUUCAAUUUGUUUGGUUACAAGGAAUUUGUGUCAAGAUUGAUAAAAUUGCUGAUUUAAUGAUAAUUGAAGAUGCUACAGGACAAGCUGAAAUACAAAAUUGUUCUCGUAUUGAAGAUGCAUGGUCAACAAAUGAAGGUGAUUAUACAAUAAUUGCUGGAAAAUUACUUAAUACAACUUUAUCAGAUCAUAUUAUUGUUGAUGCAUAUAAAAUUCAAUAUUUUAAAACUUCAUCGAAACAUGAACUCAAUUGGCCAUUUGAAGUAGUUGAUAUUAGUCAACGUGUUUAUCAUUAG
This is a messenger RNA of Rotaria sordida, 1671 nucleotides long. NCBI's taxonomy places the organism in Eukaryota, Metazoa, Rotifera, Eurotatoria, Philodinida, Philodinidae. The record is from the annotation of a GenBank genome assembly.